UGAUUUCAUUCAGUCAGUCAUAAUCUGCGGAUACAACAUGAAACUCUUUGAGCGUCCCAAUUGCUUGUUGAACCGCAGGAAUCGAGUUCAAUUAUUCACCACAUUGCUGAUGAAUCUUAUAUCGAUUUCCCAUGGCAUCGGCGUUGGUUGGCUAUCGCCCACUUUGCGAAAAUUACAAACUCCAUUGUCGCCGCUCAGUUUCGAGUUGGUUGUCUCGGAAGUCUCCUGGGUCGGUUCCAUGCUGGGAAUUGGCUCCAUGACUGGUAAUAUUCUCAUCGGAUCCAUUUUGGGACGCAUUGGCAACAAAUGGUGUCUUCUGCUCAUUGCCAUACCACAUUCGUGCUUUUGGUUUUUGGUGUAUUUUGCCAACAGUGUGGAGUUUCUUUAUGUGGGACGCCUUCUGGCCGGCAUCACGGGUGGCGGCAUGUACAUCGUUCAUCCCAUAUUUCUCAGUGAAAUCGCAGAUGCCAACAUUCGCGGCACGUUUUCGGCCAUGGUCAUGUUGUCGGUGAAUGUCGGGGUGCUGGUGGGCUAUAUUAUGGGGACUCAUCUAGCCUAUCAUCUCAUCCCUUGGCUGGUAUUGAUAUGUCCCCUCUCCUAUUUCAUAUGCGUGUUCCUGUUUAUCAAAGAAUCGCCCAUGCACUUAAUAAGAAAUGGCAAUUUUAAGAGUGCCGAGCAAUCUUUUCGUCAUUACAAGAAUAUUAAAGAUAGUGAUCCGUUGAGUGAUCAGGAUAAGGCCAUGCAAGAAUUCGAGAAGAUGAAAAUCGCUUUGACCAAGGGCGAAGAGUUUCAGGAUAAAAUAACGCUAAAGGACUUUGUUUCCCCAGCCGCUUUGAGGGCCUAUGGACCGGCUGCUGUGAUACUGAUAGCCAAUCAAUUCAGUGGCCUGUUUACGAUGGUCAAUUAUAUGUCGGACAUUUUUGCCCAAUCGGGCAGCACCAUGGAUCCCAAUUUCUGUACAAUAAUCAUUGGAGCAGUACAAAUACUGGGCACAUAUGUCACCACCCUACUGUGCGAUGUUUGUGGUCGUAAGCUGCUUAUGUUGAUAUCCACUGGAGGUGUGGCUGUUAGUCUAACUGCCUUUGGGUUUUUCACCCACUACGCUGGCAUCAUGGACAUGAGCGAAUGGAGCUGGGUGCCAUUGGUACUGAUGUCGUUCGACAUCUUCUUGGGCAAUAUUGGCCUUGUGGGAUGCUUUUUUGUGUGCCUUGUCGAAGUAUUUCCUGUUAAAAUACGUGCUAAAGCUGCUUCCAUGGCCAUAGUUGUUUGCAGCUCAUUCGUUUUCGUUAUGCUCAAUAUUUUUCCACUUUGCCUUGCCCAUUGGGGUAUAUCACCAACUAUGUGGGCCUGUGCGGGCGUAACAGGAUUUGCAUUUGUAUUCUUCUUCUAUUUCCUAAGAGAAACUAAAGGCAAAUCCAUGCUAGAAGAUUGAGAAUUGAAUAAAGAGUCAAUGUGAGCAAUAAAAGUUACAUUAACUUGUGUUUGUAUUUUAGAGAUA
Messenger RNA from Drosophila willistoni, 1498 nucleotides. RefSeq names its product facilitated trehalose transporter Tret1. The record is from RefSeq and is a predicted model, not a curated record. Lineage: Eukaryota; Metazoa; Arthropoda; Insecta; Diptera; Drosophilidae. The transcript has 6 exons. Gene Ontology annotation, biological process: carbohydrate transport; transmembrane transport. Gene Ontology annotation, cellular component: membrane. Gene Ontology annotation, molecular function: sugar transmembrane transporter activity. The coding region runs from base 38 to 1432 and encodes 464 amino acids.